Molecule: messenger RNA, 1741 nt
Organism: Polypterus senegalus (gray bichir)
Lineage: Eukaryota; Metazoa; Chordata; Cladistia; Polypteriformes; Polypteridae
Product: cell wall protein RBR3-like
Exons: 6
Coding region: 57-914 (285 amino acids)
Source: RefSeq, a predicted model, not a curated record
ACUUGGGCUUUGUAUAUUUCUGGACUGGAUUCAGUAAUGAGGAAUCAUCAAAGGAGAUGUUCGACAACAUGCAUUCUGGCACUGCCGGUCCUGCCCCCAACUGCCAACUUUUCUUAGCCUGGGGUGCCAAUUGGUUCAAUUUAGCCUGCUCCUGGCGUAGCCCAUUCCUGUGCUAUAAAGCGCCGGACCCUCCCGCUCCUAGCAUAACAGCUGCCCCCAAGUCAAGCACAAGUUCUUCAUCCAGUAAAGAUCUCAGCCAGACUUCACCAUCGAGUUCGACGAUCUCAACACAUGGCACUUUGAGCACACCAAAGAGUGAAGCACCACAGCAGAGCUCUCCAGGGCCCAGUCCUCCGACUCUCCCUGCUUCCUCCAUCCCAACAGCCUCCAAAAGUAGCAGCAGCAGCGCCCCCUAUCAGACUUCAAGUGACGUGACACACACUGCUAAUCCAGGCCAAAGCUCGAAGCAGCCCAGCACACUUACUUCUGAUUCGCCUUCCAUCACCACCUACAAUACCAGUGGUGCCCCCUAUCUGACGUCAAGUCAAAGGACCAACGCCUCCAGUCCAGGUGUGGUGUUGAUCCAGCAGGCCAUGACCUGGUAUGAGGCACAGAGCUACUGUCGCUUGAACCACAAUGACCUGCUGCAAGUCACCGAUGAGAUGACACAAAACACUUUGUCAUCAGUCACCCAUGAUGGCCAAGGGGACGGCUUGUGGAUCGGACUUAAGAAACACCUUCUGUGGGAAUUCUGGUACUGGAGUGGCAGUGGGCAGCUUGUCGGGUACACAAACUGGGGUCAGGGCAAGACCAAUGAGACACCCGGGGUCCUGUGUGGCAUGGUGACCCUCAAUGACAAACUGACUUGGGCGGGUGGCUGCUGUGGAACCCAACUCAGCUUUCUCUGUCAGUAGUGGACAACAGCGGCCCCCUGCUGGCUAGGCUUUCGAUCCUGAGGAGACGGAAAAAGAGGGCGUUCGCCAACUCAGGUGGCCUGCAGACACGCAAAGGGACACAACCCUAACCCUUACCCAGACCAGAAAGCCCCCUGAGGAAGACCCCAUGAUGGCCUAGAGAGUCCACCACCCUGACCCAAAGACCCAUAAAAGACAGAAAUGGCGCCCCCUGGCAGCUUAUAACAAAACAUUCUGCCUCACAGUUCUUUAUUUUCAUUGUGGAUGCCCCCAACACACUUCACUCCACACUCCAUCCAUUUUCUAAUCAUUUAAGAAAAACACAAACAUGAGAGGGUGGGCUGCGGUGCCACCAGGGAGAGAAACAAAUCAGGAGAGACGCAAAAACCAAGAGAUGACCAUACAGGUUAUAGGAAAUCCACGUCUUGCACUUACUAAGUGGCUGCUGCUGCGGUGAUGUUGCACCCUCAGGCUUGAGUUCCACCAUAAACGCCGACUUUCCGGAGUGGUAGGGACAGCAGAAGGCUGAAUGACCGCCAUGGUUUGCUUUUUGCUUUUUUUUCCUUCUUAAAACAACAUGGAUACCCGGCUUAGUUGUAUGUUUGUAAUCUCAAGCUGCAGAUUGAAACUCAUUAAUGUUUUUGGUUUGAAAAAUUGGCGUAUUGGGUAAAUUGUAAGGCUUUUCUUCACAACGGGACCCCAGUACCCAUUAUCUCCAUUAUAAAACACAUCAGUGGGCUAGUUAUCUGUAAAAAGUAUACGGCGCAAAAAAAUGAAAGGAACCCUUUUUAAUGAGAGUACAGCAUCACGUCAGUGACACCUCAGUG